Messenger RNA from Homarus americanus (American lobster), 8684 nucleotides. It is a transcript of the gene yata, whose product is annotated as N-terminal kinase-like protein. The transcript is spliced from 17 exons. Gene Ontology annotation, molecular function: protein kinase activity; ATP binding. Gene Ontology annotation, biological process: protein phosphorylation. Bases 163 to 2625 code for a protein of 820 amino acids. Lineage: Eukaryota; Metazoa; Arthropoda; Malacostraca; Decapoda; Nephropidae. The record is from RefSeq and is a predicted model, not a curated record.
UAAUAAAUCAUGAAAAUCGAAUACAUAAGAAAAUGAGAACAUUUUUGGAUGACUGUAGCUAGUUGACGAGCUUAUAAACUUUGUGUUGUGUGUUGGCAAGUUAGGAGCUCUUCAACACUCCCUGUGUCAGCUUAGAACAAAAAAAAUACAAAGUCAGAGAAUAUGUGGUCAAUAUUUUCCCGGGAUCCAACCAGUUCCUUCCCUUAUGAGUUAGGAGAAGAAGUUAGAUGUGAAGAUAACCGGACAGUGUGGAAACUCCAUCGAGGCAAGAAAAAGCAAAAUGGAGAAGAAGUAAGUCUCUUCUUGUGUGAUAUAAAAGAUGGAAAUUCAGCAUAUUUGGACGUGGCGAAGGCUGCCGUUAAGAAACUUAAAACUCUCCGCCACCCUUGCAUCCUUACGUAUAUUGAUAGUUUAGAGAGUGACAAGUUGGUGUACCUGGUAACUGAGUCUGUAACUCCUUUAUUAACAUGGCUGAGUGAUGACUCCCUCUCUCCGGCACAUCGCACAACUGCUGUGUCCUGGGGACUGCUUCAGGUCACUAAAGGACUAAGUUUCUUAAACAAUGAUGGAAAUUUGAUCCACUACAAUGUAUGUGCAAGUAGUGUGUUUGUUACACGUGGUGGAGAAUGGAAGUUAGGGGGUGUGGAGUACUCCAGCAGUGAUUCAUCCACAUUCCCUGUCAAAAUUAUCACAAAAUUAGACACCUAUAAUCCACCCGAAAAAAAUGACCCAUCAAAAAUGCGCAAAUCAAGUAAAUGGGCAGCAGACGUGUGGGGACUUGGAUGUCUGAUCUGGGAAGUAUUUAAUGGGUAUCUCGACCAGUCUAUGUCUCUCAGAAAUACCACUAAGAUCCCCAAGUCAUUAGUGUCAACAUACACACGACUGGUUGGGGCAAACCCCACUGCCCGACCAAAUCCACAAGUUGUAGUGAAUAAUCUUCGUCAACAAGGAAAUUUCUUCAAUAAUGAUCUUAUCGAAACUCUCUUGUUUUUGGAAGAAAUUCAAAUCAAGGAUGCUAGUGAGAAGCACAGAUUCUUCUCAGAUUUAACACCAAAGCUUGACAACAUCCCUGACUAUGUGGCCAAGAACAAGGUUUUGCCCGCUCUUUUGGCUGCUCACGAGUUCUCCAAUGUGGGAUCUGUUGUACUUAAUCCCCUCUUUAAGAUAGGCAAGUUGCUCGGAGAUUCGGAGUAUCAGCAGUAUAUUCUCCCAUGUGUUGUGAAGCUCUUCUCCUCAAGUGAUCGUGCUACUCGACUCAAACUCUUACAGCAGAUGGACUCACUUGUAGAGCACAUGAACCAGUCAACAGUUAAUGACCAAGUCUUUCCUCAAUUAGCUACGGGAUUCUUAGACACCAACCCCACCAUACGGGAACACACAGUUAAGUCAAUAUUGUUUCUCGCACCAAAGCUCAACUAUAAUAAUCUUAACGUGGAAGUUUUGAAGCACUUUGCCCGUCUCCAGUCAAAGGAUGAUCAAGGAGGGAUCCGAACCAACACCACUGUUUGCCUUGGAAAGAUAGCAAACUACCUUCACCCAGAUGUGAGACAAAAAUGUUUAACCUCAGCAUUUACCCGAGCCAUGAGAGAUCCAUUUCCUCCAGCACGCACAGCUGGUGUAAUGGCCAUAGCAGCUACACAGCAGUAUUACCCAUUACAGGAAGUUGUUUCAAAACUCCUCCCAAAUCUUUGCCAAAUAACAUUGGACCCAGAAAAGUCUGUUCGAGACUCUGUUUUCCGUGUCGUAAAAGGAUUCCUCAGCAAAUUAGAAAAGGUUUCAGAUGACCCAUCACUGAAAGAACAAUUGGAGACUGAAGUGAGGAGCUUCAAUUCAGGUAAUUCACAGCCUACAACUUGGGCCGGCUGGGCUGUAGGGGCUAUCACAUCAAAAUUCUAUAAGAGUUCUUUAAGUGCAAAUACUCAGCAACAACCUCAGAAACAACAAAAGCCAUCCACCUCAUCCUCUGGUACCAUUACGCCCUCCACUAAGUCCAGUAGCUUAGCUUCCACACCUUCUCAGGACCAUAGCCGAUCCACUAGCAGAACUGCAACCAAACCAGCCAAUGACAAUGAUGAAUCAGAAUAUGAAGACUGGGAGAAUUCAAAGUGGAAACCUGUGGGGAACUUACCAGAGAUAAAAAAGAAUGUUUCAGAGCCUGUUAGUGUAUCUUCUGCCUUGGCAGCUGCUGAUGAUGAUCUGGAUGGUGAAGAUGGGUGGGGAGAAGAUGAAGAGUGGGGCAGCUUAGAGGAUGGGCUUGGUGGGGGUGUUGAAGACAACAAACUUGAACUUGCAGCUAACACAAGUAGUAAACCACCAUGGUCUGGCAGCUUGGGAUCCACAGCUCCAGAAGACAGUGAUGAUUUUUUCAAUUCUGUUAUUAGUAAUCAGGGUACAUCAAAAGCAGUAAGCCGCACCUCCUCACAAGUAGUGUCUCCCAGCAAGAGUUCAGUUGGGGGCUGGGAUGAGUGGGAUGACCAGCAAUCUUCAGAGGUUACCAUUAGUAGUAGCAAAGCAGAUGAGCAGCGUAGACAACGGGAAGAAAAAAAGCUACAAAGGCAGAAAGACAUUGAGGCAAAACGAGCAGCUCGUGCUGGCCCUAUGAAACUAGGAGCUAAGAAACUCUGAAAAACAGUUGGAAUAAAUUAUCUCCAGCCAGUUGUUCUGCUUGAUAGUAAGUGUAGAUGAUAAUUGUACAGUAGUUGCAAGAACAUAUUAAAAAAGGUAGACAUUAUUUAUUUGUGUGUAUACAACAUGGAUGCAUUGAAAAUUUGAUAUUUCACAAAGAAAUUUCAUUUGUGAAGUUUAUUUAUUUCUUAUUCACCUCUCUCUGGCUUUAAGUUGUCCCCCGUAAAAAAAAAAAAAAAAAUCUGCAUUUAAAAUAGAGUUUAGAGAAUCUUUACACAUUCCUUAGUGAGGGUCUCUAGUAAAAUGCUUACUACUUUCAUGAUGUUUUUAGCAUUUUGCUUUUCCAUUAUGCGGCUGAUGUAGUAGUUGUUUGUCUAUGUUACAUGAACUUAAUCUGUUGAAAUGUGACAAAUAGGAUGAUAGCCAGAGGAAUGAAACAGUACAGUUGCAUAUAGAGUAAGGGUUAUAAAAAAGUAACACGACAAUGAUUUAAAGUUUGUUCAGAUAACAGGAGUGGAGCGUGAGUACAGUAUGUUCAAGGAAUGCAGACUAUGAGUAGGAAGUAUGAAGUCUUCUUGAACUCAUUCUUUUCUCUUAACAUCCUUACUCUUAUAUAGGUAAUAAGACACAAGUUGAUAGACCGGCUAAUACUCCAACCUUGAUUUCCUAGAAAUAAAAUAAACAAAUAAUAUAUCUUGAGAACUGUCUGUUGAUUGGCAAUAAUUUUAGUAUAGCUGCUUUCUGGUAUUGGGAAAGUAAUGUGAUAAACCAAAGUAAACUGUUGAAAGUAUUGUACUGUACAGUACUUUACAUUAUGAAAUUUAAAUUGUUUUUAUUUAGUGUACAUAUUUUGUUUUUACCAAAGAGGGAAUUUUUUUUACAUUUAUUUGGCUUGAGUGGUUCCUUAUCGUGAUGUCAUAUUUCAUGCAAGACUUCUUCAUAAGUGCAUAAAGAAGAACUGAUUUUAUUAUUCAUUGUAAAAAUUAAUGAAUUGUAGUGAAAAAUCUCAUCAUGUAGAUAAAGUCAUUGUACUGUAUACAGUAAAAUGAAACUCUCAUGGAUGAGUUAUAGAAGAGCUUAUGCCAUGGCACAGGUCUCAUAGUUGUCUCUUGUUGUUGAUGUUACUGUAAUAGUUGUUUACCUUUCACCAUUCGUAUUUCAGUAAACAUUAUUAAAGAUACAGGGGACAACACCAAUGUACAGUCACGAACAAAAGUCUUGUCGCCUUUUCUGCUGCUCCACAAACCCCGAGAUUCUGACUUGUGCAUUUAAGCAUUUAUGGACAGAAUAAUGCAUCAGUGUCUAUUGCUUCGGGUUCACGAAUCUGAAUCCCGGGAUUUGUGGAGCAGCAGAAGAGGUGACAUGACUUUUGUUCGUGACUACAUUACAGGUGAACAACAAUAUUGUUUUUAGAGAGCACCUGUUGUUAGUUAUGAAAGAGGCUUUUACUUAAGGAGUAUUUUUAUAUUGGUUUUGGUUCUUAUUCCUAUAAUGUGGGUAUUACAUUGCUUAUGGAUAGAAGGUUACUUAUAUUGUUCAUCUCAAUUAUUAUAUAUUCAUUUCUCUAUCAUGAUGACUAUCUUUAAUGUGCAAUGGAAGCUGGAAGUCAUACACAUUGUGCUGACACAUGCAUAUAUACAGUAUACAGUAAAUUCCACCUAUUCUGCAAGGUUUCAUUCUUGUUUUGCUCAAAAUUAAAUUGGUGUAAUGGUCAGGAUCCCCAAAUAUUUCUCUAAAGUUGAGAUAAAUCCCCAAAUAAGGUUCUAUUUUCAUAUAAUAAAUAAAUUAAACCUGAAAAAUAUAUAAUUUAAGAAUAAACUUGCCUCCAAAAUUAUGAAAACCCUUCAAUAACUUGAGUAUGAAUGUAUGGGUGUUAUGACAGAACUAUGGCACCACUUCUGCUCACCCCUGGUCUGCCAUGUCAGGUUUACCUUUAUGUGAAUGACACAGUUCUUCACCACAAAAUCAUUGCUGUUUUCAAACAAAGUAAAUAAAACUCAAGUAUUGGAUGAUAGGUAAUAGAAAAUGGAAAUAUCUUAAGUGGAACUGAAACUACAAUCAAUACAUUAGGUUCUGACAAUCUCUGUGUGCUAAAUCAACAAGGGUUGGGGUUUUGAGCUAAUUUACUGGUGUGUAGUGUUGUAUUUAGCUCCCUCCAACAAACCAAUCAAAAGCAUUAAAUUUAAUUGAUAUACAGUAAGUUCUCGCUUAACGUCGGGGUUACGUUCCUGAAAACGCGACGUUAUACGAAACAACAUUAAGCGGAUCAAUUUUCUCCAUAAGAAAUAGAUAAAAUACGGGAGUUACGUUCCUGAGCCUCCCUUUGCCCUAUGAAAUACAUUACAUAUACAUAAAUUCAAAGCUCCUUGUGUGAUGCCUGGUGAGGUGUUUGUAUGUAUUACUAUAGUCACAAUCAUUGAGAUUUUAUAAGAGAAAAUUUUAAAACUCCUCUACAUGACAGAAAAUAAUAUGAAUCCAGACAUCAUAUAUUUUGCACAAGAGAUAAAAAAAUUUAGUUCCUUAAGUACUGUACAUGUUUUUUCAACUUAUUUUUCAGUAGAUAUAGUAACUUUCUUCAUUUACUCAUUUACUUGCACACACCAUCCUAAAUACAUAUUAUGAAAAAGGUAAAUGAAAUAUUUGUCCUAAGGGAGAGGGUGAUGUGCCGUAAAAAGUAGUUCUUAACGACGUAAACGACCGAGUCACCGGGAUGUUAAACGAAUUUUGGGUCUCUAAAGUUUAGCGACAUAGUACCGAAACAACGUUAAGCAGGCCAAUGUUAAGCGAGGACUAUACUGUAUACCUUUUAUUUAUUAUUGUCUGGGUUUUUCAAGUGCAGUAUAGGAAAAAUUGGUGAGAAAGUUCAAGAAAAUAGAAUAGUUUUCAUCAGAUGCUGUAAGUGAAGUAAUUAUUCACUAUUGCAUUAUUAAUCUUUAUUUCAGCAUCAUACCACAUUAUAUUUCUUAGUCAUGACUAUGUAUAAGAAGAAGUGUAGAUACUUGUAUCUAUAACAAUGUGUGCUGGAUUCAGUUUAUGGUUGUGAAUUAUGUACUAUUCAGCUAACUUUCAGGGUAUAAUCACUUUUUAAAUCAUUAUGAAGCUUGAAUUGGUUACUGCCAGUUGAUAUUAUAAUUUCUCCAUAAGAAACUUUGCAAUGUAUUUUAAAUAUUUUUCAGUGUACAGUGUCAUAAAAAAAAUUUCAAAUCUUGUUCCACAGUUCAAUGGGCUGUGAAUCAUUAUUUCACAAAUUACAAAUCUGCAGACUAAGCAGGAUGUGCUGUAGUCACUGAGAAAUUGUACAGUAUGUGGGUCUGUGAGAAUGAAUUUUUGUAUAAAAUAUGAGAGGUGCUUCUAUGUUGCUCUUUAUUUUGGUCAUCCUGCAAGAUCUGUAGGAAAGGCCUUGUAAAAGUUAAGAAACUAUUAUAGUACAGCUACAGUAUAUUGUUUCACACACAUGCACACUUCAAGUAGAGUGAAAAGACAAAAUUUCACCUCACAGUUCACUUAAGAUUUUGUUAAUUUUGCGUUGGGAACAGGCGGUUGUUUGGUUCCUGAAAGCUAAUUUCACGUAGAAAUAAUGUUACUACAGGGGUUGUUAGCUUCCAAAUCCCCUCCACACAGGCCUAGUUUUGCUAAGAUUUCACUUCCAAUCAAGGAAAUAAAGUAUUGUUCGUAAAUCCGAGGAAGCGUUUGUACAUAGCAAGUUGGGUUCUUGGAGGCUUAUUUGUAACAUUGUAGUGUUGUGGCCCAAAUGUUCAUUAUCCAGGGUGAUCCUGUAUAUUGCCGAAGACCCUACUUUCUGGUUGUAUUACCAAUUAUGUAAUAAUACAAAGGGUUGAGGCUCCCAUACAUACUGAAGAGUGAGCAUGAAAAGUACUGCACAGUGCAAUACUGUACUGUACUGUACUGUACUCUACUGUACUGUACAGUAUUGAAAAAAAGAGAGAUAUAUGAGAAAUAGUAUUUUUAAGAUUGUUUUAAUGCUAAAGAACAUUUAAUAGACCAUAAUAACCUUUAGAAGAUAAUUUUGAAGAUAAAUCGGUUAAUAUUCGUUUUUAUUCCAAUAGGUACAGUAUUUCAGAUUUUUUACCAUUUUCGCUAGGAUACUUUUUAGGUUUGGUUAAGUCAGGUCAGGUCAGGCAAAUUAAAAAACACCAAAAUACAGUACACUAGAAAAAUAAUAUCACAUACAGGGUACCAAUUGGGGAAAUUGAGGUAAAAACUAAUUUUUACCGAUAAAUUGAAUGAAAUUGUGUAACUUGGGGAGGUUGAAACCAUAAGCUGGAAUCUCUUUAGUUACUGUAUAGUCUUCACAUGGGAGGCUGAUAAGAUAUCAAAGGAAAAAGUACUUCCUUUAAUAAUUGGGGUAGAUGAUUUAUAUAUAAGUACAGUGUUUAUGUUCAUAUGAUUAUUUGACAAUACAUAAUACCCUUUAGAGACUUUGGUAACUGGUUCUUUGUAUUCAGGACCUUUAAAGAGUUCAUGAUUUUGGGGUGAGUAUUUUUUAUUCAUGUUCAUACUUAAACUGAUAUUGUAGUGUUGUGCUGUUAGACUGAACCUGCACUGUUUGUGUUGAAGUUUUGCACUUUAUUAACUCUUUUUGUCAGAACUUGGAUAACUUUUUCUAUGCUCUCUCAUCAUUAUUUUUUUAUUUUUUUACUGAACCUUAAAAUUAGUGAAUCAUAUAAUGUAGUGCACUCAUAUUUAGUGUUCAUUCUGGGUGUGUAGAAGAAAGCUCAUCUAAUAUGUUAUGAGUUCUCUUAAUACUUUUAAAAAAAAAUAGGAUGAAGUUGGUGCUGUUACUCUAUUGAUUAAGGACAACUCAGUAACACUAACUAAACAUACUGUCAAUAGGUGGGUGGUGCAUGUUACCUCUCACCAUUGACUUGGCUCACACCUUAUACAGUAUAAGGCACAGUAAAGAAGUCUGUACUGUACUUUAUUCACCUUAAAACAUGUUAUUGCUUCUGUAGUGUUAGAUAGGCUGUAAGGUUCAGGCUCGGAUAGGUAUGAAAAGAUGAAUUCAGUAAGCCCUUGUUAUUUGCGAGGAUUAGGUUCCAAGGAAUGGCGCAAAUAGGCAAAACCGCAAAUAGCAACUUGUACUACAUUAGUGCACUACUGUAUACCUGUAUCAAACAACCGACCAGCUGCAGCACCACUCAUCCCCUCCUUUAACUUGUCUAAUAAUUCAAUUUUCUUUGUCAGGAUCUUCACUGACUUCUGCCUUUUACAUUUCACUCCACUAGCAUCACUAGCACUGACACUAGGCAUUCUUUUAGGGGCCAUUUCACACAAAAACACUAAAUUUUGAGAGUACAACACGAGAUGCUGUGUGUGGUGACUCAUUGUGCUGUGGGAAAAAGUUUGCAAGCUAGCCACCAUCUGCGGUAAAGUUUUGAGAGUACAACACGAGAUGCUGUGUGUGGUGACUUGUUGUGCAGUGAGAAAAAGCUUGCAGGCUAGCCACCAUAGCCACCAUCUGCUUAUCGCGAAUCGCAAACCCGCAAAUGGGAAGGGUCUACUGUAUUUAAAUUAAAGGCUUCACUUAUAUUGUACAAGAUUGAAAAUUGACUUCGGACAUAGUCAUAUCAAAUAUAUACUGUACAUUACUUGAGAAAACUGCAUAAAGAGGAGUGUUGACAGAUGUGGAAAUAUAUGCAGGGGCAUUUAUUUAUAAUAUAAGGAUUGUUAUGUUUAGUGACAUGUAAAUUUCAUUUGUGUACAAAAGUUAAUUUGAAUCACUUCCAGUUGUGUUGAUAUACCUGUACUCUACAUUACGGUACUUUUUAUUUUGUAUGUUCUUUUGAUGGUACAUUACUGAUUAUGAUGAAAUUAUCAUAAGGAGAAGACAUACAGUCAUUUAAAAGUUGAUCCUGAUACAUUUUAAUUUGUUUUAAUUUGGUGAUGCCAUCACUGAAUCCUUAAGCACAAGAAUGUUCUAGUGAUUUAACAUUUCUCUGUGUUAUUGAAUGUAAAAGUGAUAGAAUUUAAUGUCAGGGGAUUGAUAUUUUUCACCCCAAAUCAUUUGUUUUCUUUUAAGAAAUGUAAUUUUUUUUUUU